This is a messenger RNA of Spirodela intermedia, 2694 nucleotides long. The record is from the annotation of a GenBank genome assembly. Lineage: Eukaryota; Viridiplantae; Streptophyta; Magnoliopsida; Alismatales; Araceae.
AUGGCCCUGGGUAUUUCGGACCGGCCCAUUAUCAGAUGCUCGUUUUAGAACCAAUUGAUUACCCCCACUGUUCCCCCCCAGCAGGGAACGGAAUUAUUAUAGAGAGGGCCCAAUGGGCCUGUUCCUGAAAGUGGGCCUCACUUGGGUCCAGCUCGUAGUCCGUUCUUUGAGGCCCAUCUUUGGGCAGGGGAGGGCCGAAAAUCGACAUGUUAGCUUGGGCUGGCCUUAGGGAUUACGGGCCGGCCCAUUAUAAUCGGCCAUUAAAGAGACUCGCGGGGGAACGGAUUUUCAAUAAAAUGCUUGUAAACAUGUGGAAUAACAGAAAGCCCCUGAGUGUGCAGAAAUAGUAGAAGCGGAACUGUUAUUACAGUGGAAGAGAGUGAUUAUUCCGUACACACGAUCUAAGCACGUCUGCGACGAAUAGUAGUCAGUAGACGAGAGAGAAAGAGAGAGAGAGAGAUAGCGAGAAGUGACGACAGCGUCCGACGGCUGGUGCAGAAGCUCUGCUACUUGCCGGUGUCACCGCUCGGGAGGUUCUUACGGAAGGCUUCCUCCUCCACCGAAACCUCCGCCACCGCCGAAACCUCCGCCGCCGCCAAAUCCUCCGCCACCUCCUGCGCCGCCGCCGAACCCGCCUCCGGCGCCUGCACCACCUCCGAAUCCGCCCCCACCGCCGGCUCCGACGCCUCCGCCGAAGCCUCCUCCAGCGCCGCCACCGACUCCGCCACUUUUACCGAACCCUCCUCCGGCGCCACCACCAAGUCCACCACCUCCUCCGACGCCGCCACCGGCACCGCCACCAAGUCCACCACCUCCUCCUACGCCGCCACCAAUCCCACCACCUUUACCGAACCCCCCUCCGGCGCCACCACCAAGUCCACCGCCGGCUCCGCCACCGAGUCCACCACCUUUACCAAACCCUCCUCCGGCGCCUCCGCCAAGCCCACCGCCGGCUCCGCCACCGAGUCCACCGCCUGCACCACCACCGAGUCCACCACCUUUACCAAACCCUCCUCCGGCGCCUCCGCCAAGCCCACCGCCGGCUCCGCCACCGAGUCCACCACCUUUACCAAACCCUCCUCCGGCACCUCCGCCAAGCCCACCGCCGGCUCCGCCACCGAGUCCACCGCCUGCACCGCCACCGAGUCCACUGCCUGCACCGCCACCGAGUCCACCACCUUUACCAAACCCUCCUCCGGCGCCUCCGCCAAGCCCUCCGCCGGCUCCGCCACCGAGUCCCCCACCAGCACCACCACCCAGUCCGCCGCCAGCACCACCACCACCACCCAGUCCGCCACCAGCACCACCACCACCACCCAGUCCGCCGCCAGCACCACCACCACCACCCAGUCCGCCGCCAGCACCACCACCACCACCCAGUCCGCCGCCAGCACCACCACCACCCAGUCCGCCACCAGCGCCGCCACCAAGUCCACCCCCAGCACCACCACCCAGUCCGCCACCAGCGCCGCCACCAAGUCCACCCCCAGCACCACCACCCAGUCCGCCACCAGCGCCGCCACCAAGUUCACCCCCAGCACCACCACCCAGUCCGCCACCAGCGCCGCCACCAAGUCCACCCCCAGCACCACCACCCAGUCCCCCACCAGGGCCGCCGCCAAGUCCGCCACCAGCACCACCACCAAGCCCGCCACCUUUGCCAAAACCCCCACCAAUGCCACCGCCUCCUCCAAGUCCACCACCUUUGCCGAAACCACCACCCAGCCCACCUCCCCCUCCGAGCCCACCACCUCCACCUAGCCCCCCUCCGGCUCCUCCUCCAAGACCUCCCCCCGCGCCACCGCCGCCGCCGAUGCCCCCUCCGAGGCCGGCACCGCCACCCAGUCCCGGUCCGCCGCCGAAGCCCCCACGACGCCCGAAACCGCCGCCAUGUUUGAACCCCUUACCGAAGAUGCCGCGGCCGAGGCCUCCGAAACCGUGGCGCGGGCCGAAGAAGAAGUGCUUGUCGUCCUCGACGGCGCCGCCACUGUCGCCGGCGACCCCGCUCGACAGCAACACAAGAACCACGAGAGCUGCACCCCACACCCCCAUUCUUCUUCUCUCCCAAGCCUCUCGUCUUCCCCUCCCCCUGCAACUCCGAUAGCUGCAUGUGGCCGUGGGACUAAAUUUAUAGUGUUCUUACAGAAAUGCCGCCACGGUGAUUUUACUCUUCUCAACGGCCACCAAACUUAGCCAGUAAUGGGAGAAACCAGAGAGAGAGAGGAGAAGCUCUGGGUUCUCUCAAACUGCUCAACAAGGAGUCUGUGUUCAGCGCGUAGACUUGACCUAAAGACGUCCUCCCUCUCUCUCUGUCUGUCCGCAAUUCUCUCUGGCCUCUGCAUUGAUGGCGGCACUGCAGCGUAGGCAAGAAAUAAUUUACAGCUACGACCCGAAGACGUGUGGACAAGCUCUCGUAGGGAGAGAUCAUUGAGGGAGAGAGAGAGGGAGGGUGGGAGGGGGCAUUUAAGAGUGGCCUCCUCAAAACGUCCUUAAGGCAAUUCCCCAUCUACUGUCCUCACUGUUCCCCGUGUACAUUUAUCGCCCUCAUCCAGGGAAAGACGGCAACACCCAUCGGCUCCCUCCUCAACUUCCCCCCCCCCCCUCCUUUCUUCUUUCACAGCCUGGCUCACCGCGGCGGCGGAUCCUCAUCUCCGCUGCCCGCCGCCGUUUCUCUGUUCCUCUCCCCCGGGCUAG